This is a messenger RNA of Daphnia pulicaria, 1077 nucleotides long. Its product is annotated as SPRY domain-containing protein 7-like. Gene Ontology annotation, molecular function: protein binding. The record is from RefSeq and is a predicted model, not a curated record. NCBI's taxonomy places the organism in Eukaryota, Metazoa, Arthropoda, Branchiopoda, Diplostraca, Daphniidae. The coding region runs from base 123 to 725 and encodes 200 amino acids. The transcript is spliced from 6 exons.
GUAAAACUGUCAGUUCAGUCGAAUUUUAUUUUUGAUAUUUUUUUCGUCUGGAAUCUUUUUAGUGUAACCGAACGUCAAAAUUAGUUAAUUUUUUUUUGUAACUAUCGUAUAGCGUUUCAUCAAUGGCGAGCAUAUUUUGUUGUUUUAGAGGCUGUGCCAGUUUCCUUGAUCUUGGGUUUGCGACUCCAACAGUACCCACAAAAAAGCAGCCUGUAAUAGCCUUAGAUCAACAACAAAUUGGUCAAGAAGUAGUACUUGUUAAAGAUGGAACAAGAAUAUGUGGCACUGGCGGAGCACUUGGGAACACAGCUAUUAUGCAAGACAAAGCUUAUUUUGAAGUGAGGCUUCAACAGUCAGGUGUUUGGGGCAUUGGACUUGGUUCGGAAAAGGCAGAUCUGAAUGUUAUUCCAAUGGGGAAUGAUGCAGAUUCUUGGGUUAUGUGCUCAGAUGGUUAUCUUCGUCACAACAAGGAAGAAAUGCACAGAAUUACACAACUACCACAAGAAGGGGACACCAUAGGAGUUAGCUACAAUCACAUUGAACUGAACUUUUACUUGAAUGGUCAAAAAUUGGACUGCCCAUUCACUAAUGUAAGAGGACAAGUGUAUCCAGCAGUAUAUGUGGAUGACGGAGCUGUACUGGACAUUGUUUUUGAAAAUUUUGUGCGCGAUCCUCCACCAGGGUUUGACAAAAUCAUGUUGGAACAAUCUCUCUUAGAAACAUAGGAUAGUAAAUCAUUAAAAACUAAAUUCAAUUAUCACGCCAAAGUUUCACACACUCAUCAUCUGCUUUGAAUCAUUCCAUUUACCUAACUGUUUCGCUAUUUUAGGGCAGAACGUUCUUCAGUAGCUCGACUUCUUUUGCUAGGGACGUUACUUGAUUCUGCAGCUCACGUACUUGAUCCCGCAAUGCAUAUACGGUGUCAACCAAACUUCUGAAUGUCAAAGAUAUAAAAUCAUUUAGUUAGCAUAAAUGGCUCCCCGAUCUGUUUGAUUUCGAUUCAUUUUCUCCAGUCUUCUAUAAAUAAUAUCGUUUGUAUAAUCAUGAAAGAAAACAAGAUAUACCUUUCCUCUACAA